GCCAUAAAGGCAGCAUGAUCCUCCUAUUUUACUCCUUCAAAUGCUAUUACUCUUCACUAUUCUCAACAGCCUUGCCUUCAAUAGGGAUAUAUCCUUCAAAUACCCUCCUCCUCCUCCUCUUCACUUAGAUCAAUAGGCAUGAACCUCAAGACAAGCAAGAAGAUGAGAGGGCUUAUGUGCCACUCUCCGGCAGCAACUGCAGUCUGCAUUCCGGGUGAUCCACGUUCGGUGAUCGUGCCAAGAAGGCCAGACAGAACACUGGUUGAUCACUCAAGACUAAUCAACAAUGCCAAGUACUCCAGACUGGUUGAAUCUCAUCGCUUCACUCCUGCUGCUAAGAGAUCUGUUCUUGUGCCAGCCAUGAAAAGGGGCCAUCGUCCCAGUGCAGAACCAAUGCCCUUCCAUCCACCUUCUUCAACACCAUCAUUGGAUCAUGUCUUCCAGGUGGUUGUGAUGAGAGUUUCUCUUCAUUGCCAAGGUUGUGCUGGUAAAGUGAAGAAACACUUAUCUAAAAUGGAAGGAGUGACAUCAUUCAGCAUAGACCUAGAGACCAAAAGGGUGACAGUGAUGGGACACGUCUCACCAUCAGGAGUGCUUGAGAGUAUAUCAAAGGUGAAGAAAGCAGAGUUAUGGAGCUGCUGAAUCGACUUAAGUAAAAUGGUAGGAGAGGUCACAUGGUGCCAAUCAGAAGCAAAAUGAAGAUGCUUUGUAUUUAUAUUCUCUUUAGGCAACUUGUUUGGUUGUGUAGAAAAUUAGGAGUGGGUGGAAAUGUGAUCAUGUGCUUUGGAGCAGUAUUGAUGGUGAUGUGUGAGAGGGUUGACAGCAACAUCCCCCAUCUUUCUAUCUCUAUUUCCAUGGUUAAGGGCACUGUGAUGUUAUAAAUGCUUUCAAUUGGAUCUACUUUUCAAGGAGGGUAAUCAAUGUUUUUUUCUUUUC
Vitis vinifera (wine grape) is the source of this 936-nucleotide messenger RNA. RefSeq names its product protein SODIUM POTASSIUM ROOT DEFECTIVE 1. NCBI's taxonomy places the organism in Eukaryota, Viridiplantae, Streptophyta, Magnoliopsida, Vitales, Vitaceae. Gene Ontology annotation, molecular function: metal ion binding. The transcript is spliced from 3 exons. Bases 139 to 642 code for a protein of 167 amino acids. The record is from RefSeq and is a predicted model, not a curated record.